Ornithorhynchus anatinus (platypus) is the source of this 1865-nucleotide messenger RNA. RefSeq names its product docking protein 3 (gene DOK3). Gene Ontology annotation, biological process: positive regulation of MAPK cascade; cell surface receptor protein tyrosine kinase signaling pathway. The transcript is spliced from 5 exons. Bases 50 to 1546 code for a protein of 498 amino acids. Lineage: Eukaryota; Metazoa; Chordata; Mammalia; Monotremata; Ornithorhynchidae. Gene Ontology annotation, cellular component: cytoplasm. The record is from RefSeq and is a predicted model, not a curated record.
AGCGCCACUGAGUCUCGACCCCAGUCCCGGCCCCAGUCCCAGCCCGGCAAUGGAGACGCCGCUGCGGGACGGGAUCCUGUACCAGCAGCACGUGAAAUUCGGCAAGAAGUGUUGGCGGAAGGUGUGGGCGCUCCUGUACCCCGGCGGCCCCUCGGGCGUGGCACGGCUGGAGAGCUGGGACAUGAGGGACGGCGGCCCCGCGGGGGACAAGCCCAGCAGCCGGCGGGGGGAGAGGCGCGUCAUCCGGCUGGCCGACUGCGUGUCCGUGCGGAGCGUCGACGGCGAGAGCUGUCCACGGGCGGCCGCCGCCUUUCUCCUCAACACGUCCGAGCGCAGCCACGUGCUGGCGGCCGAGCAGCGGGCGGAGUGGAUGGCACAGAUCUGCCAGCUGGCCUUCCCGUGCAUGAACGAGAACCUGGGCCUGGGGGAGUCAGGUCCGCUGCCCCGAGGGGACCUCCAUAUGGAAGAGAACUCCAUCUACUCCUCCUGGCAGGAAGUGGGGGAGUUCCCGGUGUUGGUACAGAAGACGGAGGCGGCCACGUGGUGCCAGUUAAAGGGAAACUACGUUCUGGUCACCACCCAGGAUGGCAUUCACCUGAACGAACCCUCCAGCCGCCAAACCCUCUACGUCUGGCCUUACCACUUCCUGCGCAAGUUUGGCCAAGACAAGGGAGUGUUCUCCUUUGAGGCCGGCCGCCGCUGCGACUCGGGAGAGGGGCUCUUCGCCUUCAGCUCUCCACGUGCCGCCGAGCUGUGCGGAUCCGUGGCCGCCGCCAUCGCCCGUCAGCGGGAGCGUCUCUCGGAGCCGGGCCGGGGCAGCGAGGGCUGCCGGGGCGGCGGGGGCUCCCGGCCGCCCCCGGCCCCCGGCCCCCGUCCGCAGGCCCUCCCGCGGGCCUCGUCUCUGCCCGAGGUGGAGCCCGAGACGUGGCUGGAGCCGGCCCUGGAGCUGCGCGAUAUGGCGGAGGGUUGCGGGGGCCUCCCGCGGCCGGGUCGGGCCCGGGUCCUCCCGGAGCGGGGGCCGCAGAGCCUGCCCCCGACCCUGAGCGUGUCUGAGGAGUCUGGCCUGCCUGGAAGCCCGUCGCCGGUGCUCUACGCCUCCGUGUCCAAGGGAGCCAGCAUAGGGCCGGGCUUACCCGGCGGAGCCUGCGAGGAGGGGCUCGGGCCCGACACGCACAAGGCGUGGGACCACCUGUACGAGAACCUGUGCGGCCUGGAUAGGGGGGCCGCCGGGCCGCAGGAGCCGGGGGUCCGCGAGGCCCUGGACGGCGGCUCCAGCGGCCUCUCCCCCAUCUAUGACAACAGCCUGGGCCUGGGCUGGCCCGGGCCGGCCUCCAUCGAGCCCAGCCUGGAGGCCCAGUACCGGCGCCUCCUGGAGCUGGAGGGGCCCGACGGCAGAGAGGACGGAGCGGCGGGAGAAGAGGAGGAGGAGGAGGAGGGGGCCUCUCCGGGCCGGGCCAAGCCGCAAACGGGCUUCAAGGCCAAGCUGGUGACCCUGCUGGGCCGGGAGAAGCUGAGGAAAGGUCCCGUCCCCAGCGAGAAGCCCUGAGAGGGGAGAGGGCAGGGGCCGCGUGCGGGCGGGGAAGCGGAGGGAGCUGGAACCCAGAUGGACAGAUACCUCGUUGCCGGUUCCUCCAGAGGAACGAGAGCUGGAAGGGCCACAGAGGCUCGGCGAACCCAGGUGCUUCGCUUCUCAGCUUCCUCCUCACACCCCGGACCCCAACCAAAGGUCUGUGCAGCUGCUGCUCGGCAUCCCCCGGACAGAGUAGGUAGUCAAGGCUGCUGUCCACCACUGAGGCCCCCAGCUGCGCCAGCUCCUAUGUACAGUGUAUAGACAUUUUCUAAUAAAAGUCCCCUCAUCCACUCAA